CUCCUCCUCUGGCCAUGGGCUAACUGGAGGCAGCAGUCAGUUCCGUGGGACUCGCACAGAACAGGCGACCGGGUCUACCUACCCUCCUUCUCCGGCUUUUUUUCCUUCCUUCCUUCCUUCCUCCUCUCCUUUUCUUUCUUUCCUCCCCCUCCCUCUCCCCCGCCCGCCGCCCGCCCCGUGUUUUUGUUUUGUUUUGGUUUUGUUUGUCCGGGCGCAUCUGCGAGCCCUUUCCCCCCCUUGCCCCCCGGCUUUGUGUGCGCCCGUCUAUGCGCGGGGGGCGAGGGCAGCCGAGGAGCAGGGCUCCCCAACGCCCGGCCUCGUCCUUUGAGAGGAGGGAAGGGGCGCGGGGGCGCCACACAGGGGCUCCUCCCGCAUAAAAGGGACGCGGCCAGGAAGACACAGAGACCUCCGCGGCAAGGCAGGCGGACGGGCGGACAGGGCGGGGAGCCUCUCUCUCUCUCUCUCGCUCGCUAAUCCAGAGCCAGAGCCGCGUCUCCGGCGAGCCAGCCACCCAGAGGCAUGCCUGCCGCCAAGCGCCCGCCGCUCGCCGACCUCUCCCUCCUCCUCGCCCUCCUCUGCCUGCGAGUCAAGGUGACUCUGACAUCGGGCCAGUUUGAGUUUGAGAUCAUCUCCAUGCAAAAUGUCAACGGCGAGCUGCAGAAUGGGAAUUGCUGUGACGGGACCCGCAACUCUGCUGACCGAAAAUGCACCCGAGACGAGUGUGACACUUAUUUCAAAGUUUGCCUGAAGGAGUACCAGUCCCGGGUCACCUCUGGGGGCCCAUGCAGCUUUGGUUCUGGAACGACCCCCGUCGUGGGAGGGAAUACCUUCAAUUUGAAAUACAGUCGGAAUAAUGAAAGGAACCGGAUCAUUCUCCCUUUCAGCUUUGCCUGGCCGAGAUCCUACACUUUGCUGGUUGAGGCCUGGGAUUACAGCAACGACAGUGCUAAUGCAGACAGCAUUAUUGAGAAAGCAUCUCACUCUGGCAUGAUCAACCCAAGCCGUCAGUGGCAGGUCUUGAAGCAAAAUGCAGGUGUGGCCCAUUUUGAAUAUCAGAUCCGUGUCACUUGUGAUGAACAUUAUUAUGGCUUUGGCUGCAACAAGUUUUGUCGGCCAAGAGAUGAUUUCUUUGGACACUACACCUGCGAUCAGAAUGGUAACAAAACUUGUCUGGAAGGCUGGAUGGGUCCUGACUGUAAUAAAGCUAUCUGUCGCCAAGGUUGCAGCCCCAAACAUGGCACUUGCAAAAUUCCAGGAGAGUGCAGGUGUCAGUAUGGAUGGCGAGGCCAGUACUGUGACAAAUGCAUUCCACACCCCGGCUGUGUCCAUGGCACUUGCAAUGAACCGUGGCAGUGCCUCUGUGAAACCAACUGGGGUGGCCAGUUCUGCAAUAAAGAUCUCAACUAUUGUGGCACCCACCCCCCAUGUCUGAACGGAGGCACCUGCAGCAACACUGGCCCAGACAAAUAUCAGUGUUCCUGCCCUGAGGGUUACUCAGGACAAAAUUGUGAAAUUGCUGAACAUGCCUGCCUUUCGGAUCCUUGCCACAAUGGAGGAACCUGCCUUGAAACCUCGACAGGAUUUGAGUGUGUCUGUGCACCAGGCUGGGCAGCGCCAACAUGCACACUUAAUAUUGAUGACUGUUCUCCAAAUCCCUGUGGCCAUGGAGGGACUUGCCAGGAUCUAGUAGAUGGGUUUAAGUGUAUUUGCCCAACUCAGUGGACUGGCAAAACAUGCCAGAUAGAUGCAAAUGAAUGUGAAGGGAAACCUUGUCUUAAUGCUAAUUCCUGCAGGAAUCUAAUUGGCAGCUACUAUUGUGACUGCAUUGCUGGCUGGACUGGUCAGAAUUGUGAUAUAAAUAUUGAUGACUGUAUUGGACAAUGUCAAAAUGGAGGGACUUGCAGAGACUUGGUUAAUGGUUAUCGCUGUGUCUGCCCACCUGGCUAUGCCGGGGAUCACUGCGAGGGAGACAUCAAUGAAUGUGCAAGCAACCCUUGUUUGAACGGGGGUCAUUGCCAAGAUGAAAUCAAUGGAUUCCAAUGUCUCUGCCCUGCGGGAUUCUCAGGAAAUGUCUGUCAGUUGGACAUAGAUUAUUGUGAACCCAAUCCUUGCCAGAAUGGGGCCCAGUGCUUCAAUUAUGAGAACGAUUAUUUCUGUAGCAACUGUCCUGAAGAUUAUGAAGGAAAGAACUGUUCCCACCUCAAAGAUCACUGCCGUUCGACUCCUUGUGAAGUCAUUGACAGCUGCACUGUAGCAGUGGCUUCCAACAGCACCCCGGAAGGAGUUCGCUACAUCUCUUCCAAUGUUUGUGGCCCACAUGGCAAGUGCAAGAGCCAAGCAGGGGGCAAAUUUACUUGUGAAUGUAACAAAGGCUUCACCGGCACCUACUGUCAUGAAAACAUCAACGACUGUGAGAGUAACCCAUGUAAAAAUGGUGGAACAUGCAUUGACGGCAUUAACUCUUACAAAUGCAUCUGCAGCGAUGGAUGGGAAGGCACCUUCUGUGAAGCAAAUAUUAAUGACUGCAGUAAAAACCCUUGCCACAAUGGAGGGACAUGUCGAGACUUGGUCAAUGAUUUCUUCUGUGAAUGUAAAAAUGGCUGGAAAGGAAAAACUUGCCACUCACGUGACAGCCAGUGUGACGAAGCCACAUGCAAUAAUGGAGGGACUUGUUAUGAUGAGGGUGAUGCCUUCAAGUGUAUGUGCCCAGCGGGGUGGGAAGGAGCCACUUGCAAUAUAGCAAGAAACAGCAGUUGCCUACCAAACCCCUGUCACAACGGUGGGACUUGUGUGGUCAGUGGAGAUUCUUUUACAUGUGUUUGCAAAGAGGGCUGGGAAGGACCUACUUGCACUCAGAAUACAAAUGAUUGCAGCCCACACCCUUGCUAUAACAGUGGAACAUGUGUAGAUGGAGACAAUUGGUACCGUUGUGAAUGUGCUCCAGGAUUUGCAGGUCCUGACUGCAGGAUAAAUAUCAAUGAAUGUCAGUCUUCUCCUUGUGCUUUUGGAGCCACGUGUGUUGAUGAAAUCAAUGGAUACCGUUGCAUUUGUCCGGCUGGUCGCAGUGGUCCAACAUGCCAAGAAGUUUCAGGAAGAUCUUGUGUUGCCAGUGGGCAUUUAAUUCCAGAUGGAUCAAAGUGGGAUGAUGAAUGUAAUGCCUGUCAGUGUGUGAAUGGAAAGAUCACCUGUUCUAAGGUCUGGUGUGGCCCGAAGCCGUGUCUGAUAAGUGGCAAAGGUCACAGUGAAUGUCCUGCAGGCCACACCUGUCACCCUGUUAAAGAUGAUCACUGCUUUGUCCGUCCCUGUGACAACAUUGGUGAAUGCUGGCCUUCGAAUCAACAGCCAAUGAAAACAACAUGCAAUUUGGACUCUUACUAUCAGGACAAUUGUGCUAAUAUCACAUUCACCUUUAACAAAGAGAUGAUGACCCCGGGCCUUACUACUGAGCAUAUCUGUAGUGAGCUUAGGAAUCUAAGCAUCUUGAAGAACGUCUCGGUUGAAUAUUCCAUCUACAUCACCUGUGAACCAUCACACUUGGCAAACAAUGAAAUUCACGUUGCAAUUUCUGCUGAAGAUAUCCAAGAAGAAGAAAACCCAAUAAAAGAAAUAACUGACAAAAUAAUUGAUCUAGUGAGCAAGCGUGAUGGGAACAAUACUCUAAUUGCUGCAGUUGCAGAAGUCCGAGUACAGCAACGGCCAAUUAUAAGCAAAACAGAUUUCUUGGUUCCUUUACUGAGCUCUGUUUUGACGGUGGCUUGGAUCUGCUGCCUGGUCACUGCUUUCUACUGGUGCAUUCGGAAGCGCCGAAAGCAGAGCAGCCAUACCCACACCGGCUCGGACGACAACACCACCAACAACGUGCGGGAGCAGCUGAACCAGAUCAAGAACCCUAUAGAGAAACAUGGGGCCAAUGCCGUCCCAAUCAAAGACUAUGAAAACAAAAACUCAAAGAUUGCCAAAAUAAGGACACACAACUCUGAGGUGGAGGAAGACGACAUGGACAAGCACCAGCAAAAAACCCGAUUUGCCAAACAGGCAACAUACACGCUAGUAGACAGAGAUGAAAAGCCACCCAAUGGCACACCUACAAAACACCCGAAUUGGACAAACAAACAAGACAACCGGGACUUAGAAAGUGCACAAAGCUUAAACCGAAUGGAAUAUAUUGUAUAGCAGACCGCAGGUGCUGCUGUGCAGGGCCUUUACCUACCCAUUCAAGGCAACUCGGAGCUUGUAGUUCUUAAAAAAGGUUGUGUAAUAUUUUGAGUCUAAGGCUAUUAUUUGCUUAGAAUCCCUGUGUUAAUUUAAGUUUUGACAAGCUGGCUUACACUGGCAGUGAUAGUUGCUGUGGUUGGCUGGACUACCAAGUGCUGCAUUUCACAUCUAUGCAAAACUAGUCAAAAGUGCCCCUGUGUCAAUUCAGCUGCAGCUGAUGCAUCCUGGAGAGUUUUCAUAAAGUUUCUUAUAGUCUUUUAUUUAGCUCUUUUCUGUAGCCAAAAAAGUCCUCAUCCCCCACUUUUUUUCUCAAGAUGACACAUUUAUAGUCUUAGGAAAAAAUACAUUUUAUUUAUUUAUUGAAUUAGAGUUCUUUUGUAUAUUGGUUUUAUGGUGACGUACAACUAGUUCUGUAUUUGAAAGUGCCUUUGCAGCUCAGAACCACAGCAACUAUCAAAAAAGUUUAUUAUUUAUUUUUUUAUUGUAAUUUUCUUUUGUUUGGGAAGGGAUGGGUGGGACGGGGGGGCUUCUUGUCAGCAAUUGCUGGUAAAAAUGAAGAAUUGAGAGGAAAAUGUGUCAAAAGUAGAAGUUUGUAUAGUUAUGUAAAUAAUUCUUUUUUUUAAUUAAUCACUGUGUAUAUUUGAUUUAUUAACUUAAUAAUCAAGAGCCUUAAAUAUCAUUCCUUUUUUAUUUAUAUAUAUGUGUUUAGAGUUGAAGGUUUUUUCAUAGCAUUGUAAGCUUAAUGGUUUCUUUACAUUUUUGACUAUUUUUCUUUGUGUUUUUAUUUCAUUGUUACAUGUUGCCUACAUGCCAAAAUUUAAGGUGUUCUGAAAAAUCUGAUUUUUUAAAUGUAACACGAUAGGAGAGGCUUUCAGCCAAGUCUUUGAUGCUGGCUUUUUGUACAAUGUCAAGUGUGUUGUCUCCUUUUUUUCCCUUUGAAAACACCUUCCAUAGUAUCACUUUAAGACUAUUUGUUAAAUACCAGCUGAGGCAGUUUAGAAAUUAGGUUAGCAUUUUUUUUCCUGGCUGCUUUAGACAUGGGGUUGGGGGGAAGGACAGGAUGAUAGACAGAUUAUCUGCUUCAGAGCAGUUUAUGGGAACACAAAGAAGUUAUAACUUUCUGUAGAUGAAAUGUGGAUGUGAGUGGUUGCAUGUAAUUAAAAAUACUGAAAUAGUAUAUGAA
This is a messenger RNA of Anolis carolinensis (green anole), 5398 nucleotides long. RefSeq names its product jagged canonical Notch ligand 1 (gene jag1). The coding region runs from base 520 to 4173 and encodes 1217 amino acids. Gene Ontology annotation, biological process: cell communication; Notch signaling pathway; multicellular organism development. Gene Ontology annotation, cellular component: membrane. Gene Ontology annotation, molecular function: Notch binding; calcium ion binding. NCBI's taxonomy places the organism in Eukaryota, Metazoa, Chordata, Lepidosauria, Squamata, Anolidae. The transcript is spliced from 26 exons. The record is from RefSeq and is a predicted model, not a curated record.